GCUGUCCUCAGCUGUGGUUAGGUCAUUGUUGGGGUCAGGCAUUAGCUCCUAUUGGUUAGAGUGAGACAGCAGGUAAAGUGUUACAUCAGCUCAAUGUCCUCAAGGAGAUGUGAAAAUGAGUGUGUGUUUGUGUUCAGGUGUGUCUCUGAGCUGCUAUGUGUGCUCUAAUGAUGUCACUCUGCUGCCAAAGUCUCCGCCCACCUGGAGACUGCUGUGGGUGGAGCUUACCCCCCCUCCCCCUCCUGGGGGAGUAUUUUUGAGGAGGCGGGUCGGCAGCGGCUCACAGCUCCAGCAGCAUCAGCAGCAGCAUCCUCCUCUUCGUCCUCCUGAGCGGCGGCAGAGCGACAGGCUGGAGUCCUGGUACUCGUACACUCACUGGUUCCCGAUGGCAUCGGGCCACGUGAUGAAGGACGAUGGCGAACCCAUCCCCAGGAUGCAACCGGCUAUGAUGAUGUUCUCCAGCAAGUACUGGUCGCGGCGCGGGCUGUCGCUGGACUCGGCCAUGUUUGACCAGCAGCAUCAGCGGCAGCGGCACACUGGCGGACAGAUGUCGAGGCGUCCGUCCUUCUGUCCCAUCAACGAGAAACCGGACAAAGAGGGCACAGAGGAUUCUGGGAAAACGGCAGUGGUGUUUUCUCUGAAGAACGAGGUCGGCUGUCUGGUCAAAGCUCUCAGACUGUUUCAGGAGAAGCACGUGAACCUGAACCACAUCGAGUCUCGGAUGUCAAAGCGAGUUCCUAACGAGGUGGAGAUCUUUGCAGACUGCAGCUGCAGCAAGAAAGAGUUCAACGAGCUGCUGGAGCAUCUCAAAGACCACGUCAACAUCGUGUCCUUCAAUACGCCAGCACAUGUGUGGUGUGCUGAAGCAGAUGAAGACGAGGUUCCCUGGUUUCCCAUGAAGAUCUCCGAGUUGGAUCAGUGCUCUCACAGAGUGCUGAUGUACGGGUCCGAGCUGGACGCCGACCAUCCCGGGUUUAAAGAUAAUGUUUAUCGCCAGCGCAGGAAGUACUUUGUGGAAGUGGCCAUGAAUUAUAAGUUCGGGCAGCCCAUCCCUCGUAUCGAGUACACGGAGGAGGAGGUGAAGACGUGGGGCGUGGUGUUCAGAGAGCUGACCAAACUGUAUCCGACUCACGCCUGCAAAGAGUACCUGAAGAACCUGCCGCUGCUCACUGAGCACUGUGGCUAUAGAGAGGACAACAUCCCGCAGCUGGAGGACGUCUCACUAUUCCUCAGAGAGCGCUCUGGCUUCACCGUUCGCCCGGUGGCAGGUUAUCUGUCUCCCAGAGACUUCCUGGCUGGUUUGGCCUACAGAGUCUUCAACUGCACUCAGUACAUCCGGCACAGCACCGACCCGCUCUACACCCCCGAGCCAGAUACGUGUCACGAGCUGCUGGGUCACGUCCCCCUACUGGCUGAUCCAAAGUUUGCCCAGUUCUCUCAGGAGAUCGGUCUGGCCUCCCUGGGAGCGUCUGACGAGGACGUUCAGAAACUCGCCACAUGUUAUUUCUUCACCAUCGAGUUUGGACUGUGCAAACAGGACGGUCAGCUGAGAGCUUAUGGAGCCGGUUUACUGUCGUCUAUUGGAGAGUUGAGGCAUGCCCUGUCUGAAAAGGCAUGUGUAAAGAUGUUUGACCCGAAGACGACCUGCAACCAGGAGUGUCUCAUCACCACCUUCCAAGAGGUUUACUUCGUGUCGGAGAGCUUCGAGGAGGCCAAGGAGAAGAUGAGAGAGUUUGCAAAGACGAUAAAGCGCCCGUUCUCGGUGUACUACAACCCGUACACUCAGAGCGUCGACCUGCUCAAAGACACCCGCAGCAUCGAGGACGUGGUGCAGGACCUGCGCAGCGACCUCACCACUGUGUGCGACGCCCUGGGGAAGAUGAACACCUAUAUGGGCAUCUGAAGCUGGGGACGCACCACCAAGCUUCUGCAGAACAUCAGCCGCCAUCACGCGUCCAUCUACGCCUCUGAGUCCAAUGUAGCAACCACAGGAAGUUAUUAGCUAUCAUACCGGCUCAUAGUCUGUAUCACAGCGCCACGAAUCCAUCAAUGACGACUUACUGACCAGGUCAAAGGUCACCGAGACCAUGCCCAAGCAUCUGCAGGUGUUUCCUCAUGAAGGCAGAUCCAGGACGAGGAACGCUCCCUGUAAGGUUUCCCACGCCGAUCCAAAGCUGCGUUCACACGAACCACAGAGCAAAGUUUCACCUCGCUGUGUGCAACAUUCACGUCCCCGUGUUGCUCCGUUUGACUGCCUGCAAAGAGUCAAAGGCCUGUUUUUGACACUUUCAAGCCGUCUACGUUCGUCUGAAUCCCGUCUCUUUCGCUGCAUUUCGGGCUGAACUGCUGAAAAGCAUGGCGGCGGUUAGCUCAGUACGAUCAGCUCAUCAGAGCAAGAUGUCGUGAGUAAGAAGGAUGUCCAAUAAGACCCUCGCACAUUGACUCACCUCUUUCAAAACCCCCUUCAGCCAACCGCCAUCCAUCGUAGAAAUGAACUUUUGGUAAAUUUUUGCCUCGACAACUUGUUUCUCCUUUACUUUGGCGCCAAACUGCACAGGCAACCAUGGCACUCUCUCAGCUGUGUGAUGGAUCCACAGUUUGGCUCAAAGUGAACAAGAAGCGAAAUCGUGCGACUCCCGCCUCAUUCGCGUUGCGAUUCCUCUGGCGUCCGUCUGAGCUCUCGCCAUACUUCCUGCCAGCAGGAUCGGGUGAAUACAUUGUUUAUUGGAUCAAAACGCAUUCGCCUCUCUUCUUGUUGUCUUGUUUUCGAUGUCACAGCGUGAAAGCUUCCCUUCGUGCUUGGUGUGAACGCUCCGUCUGAAGGUCCUCCCCUCUGAUGAGCUUUGAGGUCUCGUGACUAUAGAGCAUCAGUGAGUCAUGUGAUCUGACUGAGGGUUUGUGUGAUUUGUGGACUGAACAGGCGGCGCUCUCAGCUGAUUGGCCGCGGCUGACUGAACUUCCUGUGCUGCUGUGUUGCUUCUGUACAUGCCUGUAAAUGAUGGACCAUUAAAGCUCCCGAGUGUC
Messenger RNA from Pundamilia nyererei, 3024 nucleotides. RefSeq names its product tryptophan hydroxylase 2 (tryptophan 5-monooxygenase) (gene tph2). The record is from RefSeq and is a predicted model, not a curated record. Gene Ontology annotation, cellular component: neuron projection. Bases 116 to 1903 code for a protein of 595 amino acids. The transcript has 11 exons. Gene Ontology annotation, biological process: serotonin biosynthetic process; aromatic amino acid metabolic process. Gene Ontology annotation, molecular function: iron ion binding; tryptophan 5-monooxygenase activity. Lineage: Eukaryota; Metazoa; Chordata; Actinopteri; Cichliformes; Cichlidae.